This is a messenger RNA of Rosa rugosa (rugosa rose), 802 nucleotides long. RefSeq names its product 1,4-dihydroxy-2-naphthoyl-CoA thioesterase 1. NCBI's taxonomy places the organism in Eukaryota, Viridiplantae, Streptophyta, Magnoliopsida, Rosales, Rosaceae. Gene Ontology annotation, molecular function: 1,4-dihydroxy-2-naphthoyl-CoA thioesterase activity. Gene Ontology annotation, biological process: phylloquinone biosynthetic process. The coding region runs from base 223 to 723 and encodes 166 amino acids. The transcript is spliced from 3 exons. Gene Ontology annotation, cellular component: peroxisome. The record is from RefSeq and is a predicted model, not a curated record.
AUACCAUAGUCCAACAGAGAAGAAGAAAAGUCUUCUCCUAUCACUCACCCACUCACACCCAGGAAAAAGCCACACCAAUCAUAUUGAAUAGAGUUGGAGUUACUUGGUUUGUGUCAUCAUCUAUACACAAACAAAAGAAACCAAACUAGAAGAAGGAAAAAAUACACAUACCAUUACUUUCAAAACAAAUAUCCUGAUCAUCUAUCUGAUACUGACACAGUCAUGGCUCCCCAGUCUAAGUCCCAGCCACCACCACCGUCAUCGGAGGACAAGACGGGGGCUCUGGAUACUCCCCUUCGUGAAGUCGGGUUCGAGAUUGAAGAAGUGACACCACAGAAGGUCUGUGGUUACCUCAGAGUCACCGAAAGGAACUGUCAGCCAUUCAAGGUGUUACAUGGAGGUGUGUCAGCUCUAAUAUCUGAGGCUCUGGCUAGCAUAGGCGCUCACCUGGCUUCUGGUUUACAAAGGGUGGCUGGAAUUCACCUCAGCAUCAACCACAUGAAGCGAGCUGAGCUCGGUGACCUUAUCUACGCUGAAGCCUCACCCAUCAGCGUUGGCAAGACCAUUCAGGUUUGGGAGGUGCGACUUUCGAAGAUUGAUCCUUCAAACUCAGACAUCAAAUCCUUAGUAUCAUCAUCAAGAGUUACUCUUGUAUGCAACAUGCCUGUGCCGCAGCAUGCAAAAGAUGCAGGUGAAGCCCUCAAGAAGUAUGCCAAAUUAUAGAACUUGUGUAAUCUUGUUUGUGUUCUUGUAACAAGUGUUACUGAACCUAAUGAAGCAAUUAAAGAAUUUAUUACAAGCA